AUUUGUUACGAUCGCAUAGUUCACACCGCCUCAGAGACGAUCCUAAAGCAGGUUGUUGUAGCUUAUAAGUCUUUAAGAAUGGCCUCUGAACGCCUCGCAAAAAUUCCAGAGGUAGAUAUAGACCCGGACGGCGUUUUCAAAUACGUCCUUAUUAGGGUGCAUAGCAAAGAGGAUGAUGACUCGAGUGUAGAUAUUGUUCGAGGCUAUGCAUGGGCCGAGUACCACGGCCAAGCUGAUAUUUAUGACAAAGUUUCUGGGGACCUAGAACGGGCUGGAGGUGUGGAUUGUGAGUGCCUGGGAGGUGGAAGGAUCAAGCAUGACAGCAAAGCUAAGAAAAUUCAUGUCUAUGGUUACUCCAUGGGCUUUGGGAGAGCAAAUCACUCUGUGUCCACAGAGAAAAUUAAAGCUCGUUACCCAGACUACGAAGUAACCUGGGCAGAUGAGGGGUACUGAUGUCCCGGCUCUUAAUCGUCUGGACCCAGUCUUAUGAAAACCUUGUUAUGAACUGAAGAACAGUUGUCCUAACAGGUUCUAGAAUCGCUCUCAACUCUGGAGAACCCUGAGCCCUGUGAGCCUCUGAAGACUGAAGAAUUACCAUCUUGUACCCUCACGCUGGCUGGAGAGGGCCUUGGCUUAGUCAUUGGUAUUCACCCACUUCUAACAAAACCUAGUAAAUUUUUGUGUAAACGAUUUACUUUUUUUUUUUUGCAUAUUAUUAUAGUACUGGUUCUUUUUGUCAAAUGGUUAACUAAAUCUCACGAUUUUGUUCAAUUUGUGGAAUGAAUGGAAGACACUCCCAUGGUAGAACCAUGUCUUGCAAAUACAUAUUUUAAGGUGAUUUAAUGGAGUUAUGUCAUGUGUGUGUAUAUAUACAUACACACAUACAGGGUUGAUAUGUGAAAAUUCAGGCAUGGUGCUUUUUGAACCAUUCCACUGUUAUAAAACUGUGUAACAACUUCCUGAAGAGGAAAUAAAAUGCCUUUA
This is a messenger RNA of Chanos chanos (milkfish), 984 nucleotides long. It is a transcript of the gene phpt1, whose product is annotated as phosphohistidine phosphatase 1. Gene Ontology annotation, biological process: peptidyl-histidine dephosphorylation. Gene Ontology annotation, molecular function: protein histidine phosphatase activity. NCBI's taxonomy places the organism in Eukaryota, Metazoa, Chordata, Actinopteri, Gonorynchiformes, Chanidae. The record is from RefSeq and is a predicted model, not a curated record. The coding region runs from base 79 to 453 and encodes 124 amino acids. The transcript has 3 exons. Gene Ontology annotation, cellular component: cytosol.